This is a messenger RNA of Sorghum bicolor (sorghum), 1309 nucleotides long. Its product is annotated as peroxidase 70. Gene Ontology annotation, biological process: hydrogen peroxide catabolic process; response to oxidative stress. Gene Ontology annotation, molecular function: peroxidase activity; heme binding. The transcript has 4 exons. The record is from RefSeq and is a predicted model, not a curated record. Bases 93 to 1127 code for a protein of 344 amino acids. Lineage: Eukaryota; Viridiplantae; Streptophyta; Magnoliopsida; Poales; Poaceae.
UAUAUAUAUCUAUAAAUGUAAGCUCUGGCCUCUGGCACUGCUCUGCAGUCUACUCCCAAUUCCCAAACCAGAAUUAUUGGACGGUGCAUGCCAUGACACCCCUCGACUGCGACAUGCCUCCUGCAGCUUCCUGCAAGAAGCGCCUCUCGCCGUCGCGGCCUCUCCCUAACCGCUGCUUGCUGAUCUUGAUCGUUGCACUGGCGGCCGCCGCCGCGGUGGCCAGCGCGCAGCUGUCGUCGGAGGACUACUACGACGCCUCCUGCCCCGCCGCCCUCUUCACCAUCCGGACCGCCGUCUCGACGGCCGUGCUCCUGGACCGCCGCAUGGGGGCCUCCCUUCUCCGCCUCCACUUCCACGACUGCUUCGUGCAGGGUUGUGACGCGUCGGUGCUGCUAGACGACACGGCGAGCUUCACCGGCGAGAAGGGGGCGGGGCCGAACGCGGGGUCGCUUCGCGGCUUCGACGUGAUCGACAACAUCAAGAUGCUGCUGGAGCUGCUGUGCCCGCAGACCGUCUCCUGCGCCGACAUCCUUGCCGUCGCCGCCCGCGACUCCGUUGCACAACUGGGAGGACCAUCGUGGUCGGUUCCCUUGGGCAGGAGGGACGCCACCACGGCGAGCGCGUCCCUGGCCAACAGCGACCUGCCCGGACCUACCAGCAACCUCAACGGCCUUCUCAACGCUUUCUCCAACAAGGGUUUGAGCAGCACCGACAUGGUUGCCCUCUCAGGUGCCCACACCGUCGGCCGGGCGCAGUGCAAGAACAUCCGGUCGCGGAUCUACAACGACACCGACAUUGACGCCACCUACGCGGCGUCGCUGCGGGCAAGCUGCCCCGCGCAGGCCGGCGGCGCCAGCGACGGCGCGCUCGAGCCGCUCGACGACGCCACGCCGGACGCCUUCGACAACGCCUACUUCGGCAACCUGCUCUCCCAGCGCGGCCUGCUCCACUCCGACCAGGCGCUCUUCGGCGGCGGCGGCGCGACGGACGGCCUGGUCAGCACCUACGCGUCCAGCGCCGACCAGUGGGGGAGCGACUUCGCCGCGGCCAUGGUCAAGAUGGGCAACAUUAGCCCGCUCACCGGCACCGACGGCGAGAUCAGGGUCAACUGCCGGAGAGUGAAUUAAUUAGCUAGCUCACAAACACAUUGCAUUGAUUGCAUCGUCUGUGUGUAUAUUUUGCAAAGAGGCAGAGAAGAAUUGAAGUGGAGGUCUAAGCUCAUAUGUAUACAACUAUUGUAUACUAUUCAAUAUUAUUUCGUGCAAAUAUAUACGAAGUGACUUGAUAUUGUUGGAAAUGGUUUAAGUCA